AAAAUUUUUCCAGCUAAUGCAACGACAACAACCAAAAACAAUACAAUCAAGACAACGACAACGACAACGGCAGCUACUCAUCAACACUCCAAUAGCCUGACUUUCCAAUCGGAUUCGGAACCUCUCUCUAGACGUAUCGAUUCAGAAACAGAUGAAAAAUCGCCCAGUGAAUCAGAAUCAGCCUCGUUGCCCUCUUCUACCGUGGAACCAACACUAGAAAUAUCCAAAUUCACAGCCACUCAAGAACAGGAGACCUCCUCAAAAAGCCCAUCUAAAACCGGAGCUGGAACGUCUUCAGACACGUCAGGUACUCCAAUGGAGACCCUGGAAUCGGUAGUAGAACAAGAAAUUAGCAACACUACAACGGAGCUCGAAGAAGAAGCCUUUAAAAUCAUCGACUCAGUCAAACACCAUUUUGAUUUAGUGCCUGCAGGAACGUCACGAAAACCGCCAUCCACUUCAGAGACCACUUCAGCCGAACCUUCGAAAUUUGAGACCGGAGACAACGAUACGGACGGAAUGAAGGUGACAACAUUAACAAUCGAAUCAGAUCAAUCAGAUAAUUCGAUUGAUCUGACAACACCGUCUACUGAUCGUAUUGGAUCCGGUAAAUCGGAUCAUCUGGGAUCAUCUGAUCUAGAAAAGUCCCAGAAACAAUCUGAGGCACAAGAUGAGACCCAAAACCAAGAAACCGCCCAAACAGUUUCAUUGCAAUCGCCGAUGCCCACAUCGAUUAUUUAUGAAGGAACUCCUUCAAAUUGCGCGGGUCGCCUGGAAUUUCAGCGCAUUCCGAUUGCAAACGUUCGAAAAUUAAACGUCACCCGCCAGGUGCCCGCUAGAACCCCGGCUGAUUGUGCACGGCAGUGCUUUGAAACGGAAAACUGCUCUCUGGCCGGCUAUAUACCGAAUAUAAGUGGUGAACCGACCAAUGGAGCGUGUAUGCUGACCUCAGGUGCUGAAGUGUGUGGUGAGGGCGAGGAGAUGGUUCCUCAGCAUGCCUCGCUGAGUGCCUUCUUGAUCAGUUGCAUAAGAUGUUCAGCUUGUAAGUAUGUGAUAAGCACUGAGCUACCCAAACAGAGGCAAUUGCCCGAAUUCGACGACUUUGAAGUGGUUUCAUCCGUCGGCAAAUGUGCCGAAUUGUGUGCAAAACAAAAUUGCUCAUUGGCAAAAUACGAUUCGAGCACAGGACUUGUAAGCGAUUGUUUUCUAAAAUUUUAA
Messenger RNA from Anisakis simplex (herring worm), 1218 nucleotides. The record is from the annotation of a GenBank genome assembly. Lineage: Eukaryota; Metazoa; Nematoda; Chromadorea; Rhabditida; Anisakidae.